AUGCCAACCUCUGCACGUGAAACCAUCGGCCGGCGACGCGACUCGGACAGCGCCGACGAACGCACCCUGAUCGACCCGCUCUCCGACGACGAGCGCUAUGGCUCCGAGGUGUCCGACGGCGACUACGAUCACGACAUUCUAGAGUCGGAAGAUGAGAGAGAGCGGCUAUUGACGCAGAAGAAUGGGCUGGGUGCCAUGUUCAAUAAGAAGGGCGUGCGGAUAGGGAGCAAGGAUCGCAAUGCGCCGACGAAGAAGAGGGGUAAGAGAGGACACAAUGACGAGUCGAGCGCGCUCAUGUACGAAAUGGAAGAAGGUGUUGGCAUAUCGACUCCCACGCUGGACCGGAGCUCGACCGAGAGCGAUGAGAGGAGGCUGAAGGCUGCGGGCGCGCAUAGACAGAAGACCAGGAGAAAACGCACAUGGCGCCGUGUAGGAAUAUAUGGAGGAAUUGUAGGCUUGUUCUUCGUCCUCCUUUUCGCCGCAUACCGAGCCUCGAAAUCAGAGCACCCGAAGAACGCUGCGGCCAUGCUGUCCAAUGGCACGCACCUCUUCGCUCCCACGACGAUUCUCAUAUCCCUCGACGGCUUCCGUGCAGACUUCCUCUACCGCGGGCUGACCCCUACACUGAACAAGUUCGUUGCAGAGGGCAUCUCGCCCAAGUACAUGCGCCCCAGCUUUCCCAGCGUUACGUUCCCGAAUCACUUUACGCUGGCGACGGGCCUGUACCCUGAAGCGCACGGCGUCGUGGGCAACACCUUCUGGGACGAAGAGCUGCAGAAGGAGUUCUACUACACGGAUCCAGAGCGGUCUCUCCAGCCAUACUGGUGGGGUGGUGAGCCUAUCUGGCGCACGGCUGAGCGACAGCAUGUCCGGGUUGCGGUGCACAUGUGGCCUGGGUCAGAAGUUCACUCGAAUGAAUUCCAUCCCGCCUAUGUCGACAAGUACAACGGCUCGGAAGCUCUGCCUAGAAAGGUUAACCGCGUCAUGGAGCUCCUUGACCUCCCUGGUCCAAUGGACGUAGGCGCGCUAUCGGACAAGCCGCGACCUCAGCUCAUCGCAGCAUAUGUUCCAAACGUGGACAGCGAUGGGCACAAGUACGGGCCCAACAGUACGGAAAUCCGGCAGACUAUCAACGAUGCAGACACGAUGGUUGGCGACAUCCUCAAAGGCCUCGAAGAGCGCAAUCUCACAGACAUCGUAAAUGUAGUAGUCGUCUCCGACCAUGGCAUGGCCACAACCGACACCUCGCGCCUCAUCCAGCUCGAAGACCUCGUCGACCCGACCGAAAUCGAGCACAUCGAUGGCUGGCCACACUUCGGCCUGCGCCCGAAGAAACUCAGCGACCUCGAGCGUCUGCACAAGCAGAUCGUUGACCGCGCGCAAAACAUGACCGGCCUCGAAGUCUACCUCCGCGACAAAGACAUGCCGGAGCGCUACCACUUCAGCCAGAACGAGCGCAUCGCCCCGCUGUGGAUCAUUCCCAAAGCGGGCUGGGCCGUCAUCGCCAAAGCCGACGGCGACGUCCAGGAGAUGUUGAAGAACGGCGACGCGUACCACCCCCGCGGUGUGCACGGGUACGACCACGAGCAUCCGCUCAUGCGCGCGAUUUUCAUUGCGCGGGGCCCUGCGUUUCCGCAUACGCCGAACAGCCGGGUGGAACCUUUUCAAAACAUCGAGGUCUACAACAUCGUCUGCGACUCCAUUGGCAUCACGCCCCUCGCGAACAAUGGCACGCUGCGCCUCCCGCUGAAGCCCGUGGGCUUGCACUCCGACGAGGAUAACCUCCCGGACGAGACGCCCGCUGAUCCCGUCCCUGUCUCCGCCUCCCCGUCUCCGUCUCCUUCAUCUUCUUUGUCGCCAUCGCCCAGCGCAGCCGCUAUUGAGAUACAUGUUGACCCGCCCAGCUCCACAUCGCCCGCACAAACCAGCAAAGCGGCUGCGCCAACAUCCAGCGCUGCGCCAACUGGCACACACGCGCCAGAGACCUGGUGGCAGGGGCUGACGCACCUUGCGGAAGGGGCGGAGGAGUGGGUUGAUAAUUUCUUGAAGGACCACUUUACGGGGCUGGAGAACGGGAAGGAAGGCAAGGAGAAUGAGCGGCCGAAGGAGCAUCAGUAA
Messenger RNA from Paraphaeosphaeria sporulosa, 2118 nucleotides. RefSeq names its product ectonucleotide pyrophosphatase/phosphodiesterase family member 1. The coding region runs from base 1 to 2118 and encodes 705 amino acids. The record is from RefSeq and is a predicted model, not a curated record. Gene Ontology annotation, molecular function: nucleoside triphosphate diphosphatase activity; ribonucleoside triphosphate phosphatase activity. The transcript is spliced from 3 exons. Lineage: Eukaryota; Fungi; Ascomycota; Dothideomycetes; Pleosporales; Didymosphaeriaceae. Gene Ontology annotation, biological process: nucleoside triphosphate metabolic process.